Messenger RNA from Nerophis ophidion (straightnose pipefish), 909 nucleotides. RefSeq names its product rap guanine nucleotide exchange factor 2-like. The coding region runs from base 9 to 539 and encodes 176 amino acids. The transcript is spliced from 2 exons. NCBI's taxonomy places the organism in Eukaryota, Metazoa, Chordata, Actinopteri, Syngnathiformes, Syngnathidae. The record is from RefSeq and is a predicted model, not a curated record.
GUGUACCUAUGAUGAAAAUGACAGACCUCUGUCAUCAUUUGAAGUGGGAGAACUUGCACAAUCGCUGGCUGACUAAAUACUUUUUUGCCCCACUGUAUUGUUGUCAUUUUUAUUUCACUUAUUAUUUUCCUUCUGUUGCCCCGCCCCCUCAUUCUUCUUUUUGGGGAAACCCCGCCUCCAUCCAUACAGUUUAUUGCAUCACCUCCCCCGCCAAGGAUGAGCGUUACCGAGCCCCUCCUCCCACCCCUCCAGGCUACCAGGGUCUGGCUCUGGGGGACCUGAAAGACUGCGUGGUGGUGGCGGGGGGUCCGAGCGGCACCCCCCCGCCCAGGCCCCCCCACCUGAGACCGCCGGACUACAGCGUGGCCAUGCAGAGGAGCAAACUCCUGCAGAGUCCCGCGGCCGCCGGCGGCCUGGUUGAGGCCCGCAGGCGCGCCGGGACCCUCCGGGGGCGCGGGGGCGGCGGCUCGCCCGUCACCCGCCGCCCGACACAGGAGACGGCCGACAGCGAGGACGAUGAAAAAGUUUCUGCUGUGUAGAUGCACUGUGGCGCCCUCUAGUGGUCACGUGACGCCGCCUCACUUGACAUCUGGCUCCCUCUGGUGGUCAUCAUGGGACCUGCCUCACUUGAAAGACCUGCGAAGUAACGAGCGACACGCUUUCUUACGCUUCCACACGACGCUUUUUGGAUUUUUAUUUUUUAUUUUUAUUUUAGUUCUCGUUAGUCGCCGGCAUUGGCGUAGCGUGGGAGAAAACGGUCACAUGACACAUACUUGUGUUUGGCACUUAACUUAAAAUAUAUAUGGCGGUCAUGUGACGCGAGCUACCUUAGCAGCAUGCUACCUCCUGGACCUUUUAGAUUUUUUUUUCUUAGAACAAACCGACUUUUAUUUUGUGUAUAUUUGGAGA